AUGACGAAGGCUCCAACUGAGUCAACUUGGUGCCUGGACGAGCUAGAAAAGAUAAAAGAACUCACUGUAGAAGGCAAACUCGUGACCAUUCCUAUCUUCUACAACGUGGAACCCUGCACCGUUAGAUAUCACAACAAGGGAAAAUUUGGUGAUGCGCUCACAAAUAAGAACAGAAGAUUUAAUGAAGACCAGAUGAACAAAUGGAAAGAGGCUUUGGCGUAUGUUAGUAACCUGUUGGGCUUCGCGUUCAAAGGAGAGAGGAAAGCGAGCACGUUCAUCAAUGAAAUCGUCGAAGAGGUUUUGAAAGCGCUGAGAAAAAAUUGGUCAGACGAAAGCACAGGUGGAUCCGUGGAUCUUUUACGAAACACAAAAGGAGAAGAAGCAGAGGCUGGUCGUCAGAUUUGUGGGCUCAAACAACGCUUGGAAGAACUGAAAGAAAAAGUAAACAUUACAGAUGGCGAGACUCGUAUUGUCCAAGUUAUUGGGAUGCUCGGCGUAGGUAAAACCACUCUCUUGAAGGAGUUUUACGAGAGGUGGAACAGCAGGUUCAACAGUCACUGUUUACUCCAAGGUAUAAGCGAUAUUGUAAAGCAAUGGGGCUUGGAAAGCUUGCCACGGAUGCUCCUCAAAGAGUUGCUUGAAGAUGACGACAUAGAAGACGGUGCGACUUACGAACAAUACAAGGAAAAGCUACGUAAAGACAAAGUUUUCAUUGUUCUCGAUGGGACAAGUGACAAGAGACAUAUACAAGUCCUUCUUGAAGGUUAUCGUGAAUGGACCAAGAAAGGUAGCAAGAUUCUGAUUGCAACACGCACAGUGAUUCGUGAUGAUAUGGUUCAUGGGGACCCUAUGGUCCAUGAUACUUAUUUGGUACCGCUUCUGAGCCAUCGAGAUGGGUUAGAGCACUUUCGUCGCUAUGCAUUCAAUCAGUCUGCGAACAAACACGACGUGGAAGCUUUCAUGAAGGAGUCUAAAGAGAUUGUGCGUUACGCGAGAGGCCACCCACUAAUUCUACAGAUAUUGGGUAAAGAGCUUAGUAUACUUGAGCCUCAUCUCUGGAAAGAGAAAUUGGAUUCUUUUAAGCAAAGUCUCAGCGAAAAUAUUCGAGAGCGUGUACUGCAAGUAACUUAUGAUGAACUGAGCCAAGAGCAAAAGGAUGCAUUUCUUGACAUAGCUUGUUUCAGAUCCCAUGACUUGGUUUACGUAAAGAGCUUACUGGAUUCAUCUGGUCCCGAAUUUCCUAAGGCGACAAUUACAAUAGAGGCUCUCAAGGACAAGUUCAUGAUUUAUAUUUCUGACAGUCGAGUGGAGAUGCAUGAUAUUUUGUACACGUUUGCCAUGGAACUUGGUGCUAAGGAUGAAAGAGGGAGAAAGCGGAUAUGGCAUGGAGACAUGCUCAAAACGCUGCGGAAAAGAAGAGGAGGCGGCGCCGAAGUCAGAAGUCUUUUCCUCGAUUUGUAUAACAUGAAGAAGGAUGUGACCUUAGGUACGGAUCACCUCACGGAGAUGCGUGAUCUCCGGUACCUCAAGUUCUACAGCUCUCAUUGUCCACGGGAAUGUGAGCCUAAGGAAAACGUACACAUCCCUGAAAAACAACUUGAGCUUCCACUGGAAGAGGUCCGAUGUUUUCAUUGGCUAAAGUACCCAAUAGAUGAACUUCCACAAGGAUUCAUCCCCAAGAAUCUCGUAGACCUUAAGCUCCACUACAGCAAGAUUACAAAGAUUUGGAAAGAUGAGCAGGUUGCACCAAAACUGAGGUGGGUCGAUCUCAGUCACUCAAGUAAGUUGGAAAACUUGUCAGGUCUUUCACAGUCUCAAUAUGUUGAAAGAUUGAACCUUGAAGGCUGCACAGCACUGAAAACAUUGCCUCCGGGUGUGCAAAUUAUGGCAAGUCUUGUUUUCCUGAAUUUGAAAGGAUGCACGGCUCUUGAGUCUCUUCCCAAGAUCAAUUUAGAAUCUCUGAAGACUCUCAUCCUCAGCAACUGCACAAACCUGCUGAAUGAUUUCUGGGUGAUUUCCGAAUCUUUAGAAGCUCUGUACUUGGAUGGCACCACAAUUACUCAACUUCCUACAGACAUAGUAAAGUUAACAAGACUCGUCAAAUUAUAUAUGAAAGACUGCAAGAUGCUGGAAAAGCUGUUAAAAGGUUUUGACAAGCUGCAAAAUCUGCAAGAACUAGUAUGCUCUGGUUGUUCAAAGCUGAAUAGUCUCCCGGAUGAGAUGGAGGAUAUGAAAUGCUUGCAGAUUUUACUGCUUGAUGGAACAGAAAUAACAAAGAUUCCUCAGAUAUCCUCACUUGAGCGUUUAUGCUUAAGCGGAAACGAGAAAAUCCGCCUUUUGGGUGACAUGACACAACUUUUUCAACUGAAAUGGCUGGACUUGAAAUACUGUAAGAAUCUUCUAUCUAUUGCACAGCUUCCACCAAAUCUCCAGUGCUUAGAUGCACACGGGUGCGAGUCGCUAAAAACAGUUGCAAGUCCACUGGCUACUCAUUUGCCAAUGGAGCAGAUUCACUCCACAUUUAUUUUCACCAACUGUGACAAAUUGUACCGAAUUGCGAAAGAGGAAAUCACAAACUAUGCUCAAAGGAAAUGCCAAUUGCUAUCGGAUGCACUAAAACGCUGCAAUGAGGGUUUUGUUCCAGAGGCUUUAUUCAGCACUUGCGUUCCUGGGUGUGAAGUACCGUCAUGGUUUUGUCAUGAAUCAGUUGGAUCUUCGUUAGAGCUCAAACUGCCCCCACACUGGAACGAAAAUAGGUUUGUUGGCAUUGCUUUAUGUGCGGUUGUCUCCAUUCCAAACAGCAAAGAAAAAAUCAAAUCUUUUUCCGUUACAUGCAAAUUGAUCCUAAGCAUAAAUGGGUUGCGGAUCUCCUUCGAUCGCCUGGUUGGAAGUUGGAACAAACAUGGGAGCAAACUAGAAGAGAUGAACUCGGACCAUGUCUUUAUCUGCUAUACCAGAUGCUCAAACAACAUAAAAUGUCUUGAAGACCAGCACUCAGGUGCAUGUACUCCAACUGCAGCUUCCCUUGAAUUUGGUGUGACAGAUGAAAAUGCCGGACUCGAGGUGCUCAAGUGCGGCUUAAGAUUGGUGUAUGCAUCUGAUGAACCCCAGAAGACAAACUCGGAUGUAGCUACAAAGAAGGACAACAAUGUCGCAGAGUCUUACGAAACCUCACUAAGAGGUGAAGAAAUCGAGCUUAAAGGGUCACCUCCAAUAAGGAAUGAAAGUUUAGGCGAUUCCACACUCCUAAACAUGAAGCCAACUGGGAGAUGACAUAAUCAAUGUGUAUCUUCCGACAUAACUGGGCGUGUUUCCACUUUUUUUAUGUUCCAAAUAUCUGCUUCAGCCCAAAAGCAAUUUUCCUCAAGCCGAAAGGCUCUCUCUUUGUUGAACCCUUUGUAUCCGUCUCCAAUCUCCAUCUUGUAUUCUCUAUCUAUCUUCAAGUUCAAUCAUGAUUUAGAUUGCAACAA
This is a messenger RNA of Eutrema salsugineum, 3470 nucleotides long. RefSeq names its product disease resistance protein RPS4. Bases 1 to 3273 code for a protein of 1090 amino acids. The transcript has 6 exons. Lineage: Eukaryota; Viridiplantae; Streptophyta; Magnoliopsida; Brassicales; Brassicaceae. Gene Ontology annotation, molecular function: ADP binding. Gene Ontology annotation, biological process: defense response; signal transduction. The record is from RefSeq and is a predicted model, not a curated record.